Messenger RNA from Wickerhamiella sorbophila, 600 nucleotides. Its product is annotated as putative V-type proton ATPase proteolipid subunit. Lineage: Eukaryota; Fungi; Ascomycota; Dipodascomycetes; Dipodascales; Trichomonascaceae. Gene Ontology annotation, molecular function: proton-transporting ATPase activity, rotational mechanism. The record is from RefSeq and is a predicted model, not a curated record. Gene Ontology annotation, biological process: proton transmembrane transport. Gene Ontology annotation, cellular component: proton-transporting V-type ATPase, V0 domain. The transcript has a single exon. Bases 1 to 600 code for a protein of 199 amino acids.
AUGUCGAAAGUGGUCACCUUGCUAGGUGCCACGGCGCUAACUGCCAGUGUUGUUGGCGGGUACAUGCUAUUCACAGGCCAAGGCGAACAGUUUAAUGUUGGUCACUUUCUCAUGACGCAGUCUCCGUAUAUGUGGGCCCUUUUGGGAAUCGCCCUGUGUGCUGGUCUCUCGAUUGCGGGCGCUGCUUGGGGCAUUUUCAUUUCGGGCACCAGUAUUUUGGGUGCCGGUGUCAAGGUACCGCGAAUUACUACCAAAAAUCUUAUUUCCAUUAUUUUCUGCGAGGUUGUUGCCAUCUACGGCUUGAUUAUGGCGAUCGUUUUCUCAUCUAAGCUCACCGUCGCGGAGCCGGCGAACCUGUACUCGAAAGAAAAUCUCUACACAGGCUAUGCACUAUUCUGGGCCGGCACCACAGUUGGCUUGGCCAAUCUCAUCUGUGGCGUGUCUGUUGGUGUCACGGGUGCGACGGUGGCCAUUUCCGAUGCAGCGGACCCCAGCCUGUUUGUCAAGAUCCUGGUUAUCGAGAUUUUCGGAUCGAUUUUAGGACUGUUUGGGCUAAUUGUCGGCUUGUUAAUGUCCGGCAGUGCGGCUGAGUUCUCGUAG